Caenorhabditis briggsae is the source of this 1266-nucleotide messenger RNA. It is a transcript of the gene Cbr-gbh-1, whose product is annotated as Protein CBR-GBH-1. Gene Ontology annotation, biological process: carnitine biosynthetic process. Gene Ontology annotation, cellular component: mitochondrion. Bases 1 to 1266 code for a protein of 421 amino acids. The transcript is spliced from 7 exons. NCBI's taxonomy places the organism in Eukaryota, Metazoa, Nematoda, Chromadorea, Rhabditida, Rhabditidae. The record is from RefSeq and is a predicted model, not a curated record. Gene Ontology annotation, molecular function: oxidoreductase activity; iron ion binding.
AUGUUAUCUGCCCAUUUAAUCCGAAAUCUCCGGAAUGCUAGUAAACUCGCAUCUGUAGCUGGUCCAAAUGCUGACCGGAUUGUAAAUGUAAAAUGGAGUGAUGGCAAAACCGGAGAAUUCCCACUCAUAUGGCUGCGUGAUACUUCUCCAGAUGCAGCAACAUACACAAUUUCUCCGGCAAUGACCGCCCGUAAUUUGACAAUGUUGGAGUUUGAUGUAGAGCAGAAGGCGAGGAAAUUGUGGAUCGACGGAGAUGGAGAUUCUCUGAAAAUUGAGUGGGAUUCGGGAGUUUUGAGUACAUUCCCAUCAGAAUGGCUCCAGAUGCGGAACCCAUCAGAUCAAGAAGCAAGAAAACGAAGAAGGAAGGUGUAUUUGUUUCCGGAAGAGACUUGGGGAAAAGAGGAAAUUGAGAAGAAGCUGAAAAGGUUCAGCCAUGAAGAGUUUAUGAAGAAUGACCGAGUUGUUCAUGACUUCCUUGAAGCUGUUUGUAUUGAUGGAAUUGCUGUGCUCAAAGGAGCUCCACAGGGCGCUCGAGGAGCAAUUGAAGCGAUUGGAGACCGUAUUGGAAUGAUCAAAAGAACACAUUUCGGAAUCGUAUUCGAAGUGAGCACGAAAGCUGAUGCUUCAAAUAUGGCUUACGCUUCAAACGGAGGACUUCCAUUCCACACAGAUUUUCCAUCGUUGUCUCAUCCACCACAGCUCCAAAUGCUUCAUAUGCUACAAAGUGCGGAAGAGGGCGGGAACAGUUUGUUUGUGGAUGGAUUCCAUGUGGCUGAACAGUUGAGAGUGGAGAACCCAGAAGUCUUCCGUAUUCUGACAACUCAUUCGAUGGAAUACAUUGAGGAGGGAUACGACAUUCAUGAAAUUAAUGGAAAGGAGUUCAGAUUUGACUAUGAUAUGUGUGCGAGACACAAGGUUAUCCGGUUGAAUGACGAGGGAAAGGUUAAUAAGAUUCAAUUUGGAAAUGCAAUGCGAAGUUGGUUCUAUGAUUGUGAACCAAACCAAGUUCAGAAUGUUUAUAGAGCCAUGAAAACUUUCACCGAUCAUUGCUAUCAACCCAGAAACGUUCUGAAAUUCCGAUUGGAAGACGGAGAUACCGUAUUGUGGGCAAACCAACGUCUUCUACAUACAAGAGAUGGAUUCAAGAAUGCUCCAGGAAAAUCGAGAACCCUGACUGGAUGCUACUUCGAUUGGGAUAUUGUCAAGUCACGGGUUCGCCAUUUGCGGGAUAAAUUGGAGCUUGAGCAGAACCAACCCUCUGCUUAG